Monomorium pharaonis (pharaoh ant) is the source of this 7649-nucleotide messenger RNA. It is a transcript of the gene Ubr1, whose product is annotated as E3 ubiquitin-protein ligase UBR2. Gene Ontology annotation, molecular function: ubiquitin protein ligase activity; zinc ion binding. Gene Ontology annotation, biological process: ubiquitin-dependent protein catabolic process via the N-end rule pathway; protein ubiquitination. NCBI's taxonomy places the organism in Eukaryota, Metazoa, Arthropoda, Insecta, Hymenoptera, Formicidae. The transcript has 3 exons. The coding region runs from base 388 to 5784 and encodes 1798 amino acids. Gene Ontology annotation, cellular component: cytoplasm; ubiquitin ligase complex. The record is from RefSeq and is a predicted model, not a curated record.
CGUGGAGGCGGCCUACAAAACGUCAUCGUCGCCGUCGUCGCGGGUGGUGUCGUGAAUCUAAUUGUUCACGGAGAGAACAAAGAGCCUGUGAUAGCACGGUGCACCUUUUAAUAACCUUGACCCGCUUGUUGACAACAAUUAAUUCUGUGAUCUGCCGAGGAGAUGGUGAUGUUUGUGCAAUAGGAAUUUGUCAAAAGUACUUAUCUGAACUUAUUUAGGCGAAAGACCAAAUUAUCAAAAAGUUAUAGCCAUGUUUUGGCCGAAGUAAAAUAUCGGCCGAAUUAACAAUAUAAAAACGCAUUAAGAUGCGCACUUGCCUGGACGACAAUCGCUUCUGUUGUAUAUAUUCUGUUGUAUACAUUGCAUGAGAAGUUUAAACAAGACAAAAUGAAUAGUGAAAGUACAGAAGAAAAUCAACAACCAGCUCUGGUCCUGGAAGAGAUAAGUCUCGCUUCGAUGCGACCCAUAUUCCCGGACACAGACAAACGAUGCGUGGAUGUAUGGACAGAGAAGAUGAACAAAGGAGUAUUGACGAGUAUCAACUUCAGAGAGUACUGGCGAGUUUGGGUGCCAAAGAUAUACAGUCCGGAACGCGACGGCAACUGUCUAGAGUGGACCAUCGACGAGGACACGGCAAACAGGAUGCUUCUCCGGACUCUGGAAGAAUUUAUCUGUGGCGGAGAUCCACAGGUGAUUCUUAAGGAGCUCAGUAAAAUGGACAAUCCGCCGUCUAUAUGCGGCAGAAUGUUUAAAAUGGGCGAGCCGACAUAUAGUUGCAGGGAGUGUGGCAUGGACUCUACGUGCGUGCUUUGCGUGGACUGUUUCAAGCAGUCGGCUCAUCGCAAUCACAAGUACAAAAUGGGAACGUCCAACGGAGGCGGAUGCUGCGACUGCGGCGACACGGAAGCCUGGAAGAAGGAGCCGUUCUGCGAGACGCACAUCAUAGGAACGCAGUCGAAGGAAUCGCGCGGCAACAAGCUACCCGGUGACAUCGCGGAGAGAGCGGUGGUGGCUUUCGAAGCGUUACUGGACUAUUGCUAUGAGCUGCUAACGCUGAGGUAUACCGUGGCGUUACCAACGAAUCUCUGUAUCAGGGACACGACGUUUUACUCGCUCGCCCCCAACGAGUUGGACACUUUCGAUACUUACUGCACUGUGCUCUUUAACGACGAGCAUCAUACCUUCGAUCAGGUGAUAAACAUGCUCACGCGCGUCCUCAAGUGCUCGCAGAAGGAGGCCGUGGAGUAUGUGACCAAUGUCGAUAGGGAAGGCAGAGCUGUGAUCAAAUGUUCGAUAUUUCGGCUUUGCAGCGAAUUACGCGGUGAGGUCGAGAAAUUCACAUACAGACACAGCAAUCGGCCGCUCAAGGUACUCGUCCUCCAUGCUCACAUAGUCGCUCAUCAGACGUUCGCCAUAAGACUGCUCAAUUGGUUGCAACAGUUCAUAAGUCACUGUGAGGGUUUCCGCGUCCUGUUCAGCAAUAUUGCACUCAACACGAAGCUACCCGACAUGUCGGUCGUCGAGGGCAUACUGACUAGAGAUUCGCAGUUAUGGAAAUCCGCCAGAACGGCGUGGCAUAGAUUGUUUAUCUAUGGUAUGCUCAUGGAGUACGAGAGUAAAAAGGCACUUUCCAUCGUAUUUACUUACAAUUAUGGAUCUGUUAUGAAAGAUUUCAUCAAGGACGAUCACGAUCACUCGUUUUCGAUCGUCUCGCUUUCCGUUCAAUUGUUUACCGUGCCGACCCUGGCGCAUUUGCUCAUCGCGCAACAUGAUGCGCUGUUCAACUUGUUGACCACGUUCAUGUCUGAAAGCUCCCGGCGAUGUAACGCCGCGGGAAAAUUAGAAUUCGAGAGGAACAUGCCGCACCAUGCUUUUAAGCGGGCGCAGUACAUACUUUACGACCUGCGGUACCUGCUGAGCGCGAAACCGGAAGAGUGGACGGACGACUUGAGACGUGGUUUCUUGCAAGGUCUCUCGCUACUGUUCAACCUCCUUUCCAACAUGCAGUGCAUGGACGCAGUGCUUCGACAGGUCGGACAACACAUGGAGUACGAGCCGGAAUGGGAAUCUGCGUUCAAUCUACACAUAAAACUGUCGCCGGUCAUCACGUUGGCCUUGGAGUGGUGCAGCUCGGACCGAGUGGUGCUGAUUAAAUCCUUCAUAUCGCUUUUGAAAAAGCUGUAUGAACAACAAGGAAAUGAGCAACCGCCGAGCCAGGUGCGAGAGCUGGCGAAUCAUAGCGCGACGUGCCUGCAAUACGACGUGGCAUCCGAGCCAGUUUCCAUUCACCUACCUCUCUCGAGGUUCCUCGCCGGUCUGUUUCUACAUCUGGAGAAAUACAAUUUACAUUUUCAGUCAUCCGAAUUCAACAAUCCGAUGAAACCGACGCCUGAACAGAUUAUCGAACCUGUACUCACGGCACAGGCGAUGAUUUCGCAAGUGCACGCGGGCAUGUGGCGCCGAAACGGCUAUUCUCUGCUGAAUCAACUGUACUUUUAUCACAAUGUGAAGUGCCGUAGCGAGAUGCUUGACCGAGAUAUCGUUUUGUUGCAGGUCGGCGCAUCGCUGAUAGAAAGCAAUGAAUUCUUGAUUCACGUCCUAAACAGGUUUAAUCUUCUUAAUUGGGUGCAGCCAGAUUUCGAGGUAACUGCCUUGAAGAAUCCAGAGGAAGACAGUAUGCGGCAGACGAUUAAUUUGGUGGAGGAGUUUUUGGGCUUGCUCAUCACAAUAAUUGGCGAGAGAUACGUUCCCGGCGUCGGUCAGGUGACCGUUGAUGAUCGUCUUAAAAAGGAGAUCAUACAGCAGCUGUGCAUAAAACCUCUCUCACACUCGGAAUUGAGCAAGACAUUGCCAGAAGAUGUGGUGCACAAUAUCCAAAGCGAAUUGGAAAGGGUGAUACACGAGGUAGCGGAGUUCAAAAAGCCAGUGAACACGUCAGCGAAGGGAGUGUACGAACUCAAUCCGAACCUAUAUUCGGAGUACAACGUAUUCUUUUAUCAUUACACGAAAGAGGAACACAGCAAGUCGGAGGAGGUUCAACGGAAGCGUCGAAAAGCUCAGGGAGAACUGGAAUGUUGUCCGCCGCCGAAGCUACCUAGAUUGACGGAAUCGUUCAGUUUGGUCGCGAAUCUGUUACAAUGCGACGUUAUGCUCCACAUUAUGCAGACUGUGCUGGAGCGCGCGCUCAAUUUUGUAGCUAGAAGCUUCUCUGAACCGCAGGUGCACAAGGUGCUGUAUCUAAUUGGCUAUGCGUUACAGGAACAGGAAUCCGGUUACUAUCCUUUUCUCGCGUUCCCCGAGCGAGCAGCGAAGUGGAAGAUUUAUAAGUUACUGGAGAAUCUAAGCAGCAGUCCACGCAUGGACGCUCACAAGGAUCUCCUCACAUGGGUCUUGGCCAAGUAUCGUCAAGUCGCCAGUUUGAGUGGGAAAGAGAAUAGUCCAGUGUCUCUUCAACCCGAGCAGCAACAGCAAGCGGGCGAGACUGAUGCUAACACUAAUAAAGGAACGGACAAGGAAUGGCGAACGAAAAUGGCAGCUCAGAAGCGUGCCAAAAUCAUGGCGCAAAUGGCAGCUAUGCAGAAACAUUUCAUGAAAAAGAACGCCACUCUAUUCGAGGAAGCGAGCUUGGAUCCCAGCACCAAAACCAAUGAUCGCGGCUCCGCCAUGGAUCUGACGGAGGCCUCGUCUCAGGAAGGUACUCCAAUCGCUGUUGGUAUCAAUCAGACUAGCAGGUGCUGUGAGCAGAAAAUGCAUACGUGUAUCCUGUGCCAAGAAGAUCAGACCUCGACGGAAAGCGGCUCGGCGAUGGUAUUGGCCGCGUUCGUUCAGCAAUCCACCGUCUUGUGUCAGCGUCAUGGCGACUUUCAGGAGCCUGAUCCGCUAUACCUGUCGGCGAAAUUGGGCAUGUCGCCACACACGAGUACAUGCGGUCACGUGAUGCAUGCUCGCUGCUGGCAGGAUUACGUCGACAACGUGCUCGCCAAAGAGAACCGGCGACCCUACAGAUCACGGCAGCAAGCCAGCUUUGACGCGGAGAACCAUGAGUAUCUCUGUCCGCUAUGCGAGUGCCUCAGCAAUACCGUUCUCGUACUCGUCCCGCCCUUGGGAGUGCUGCAACCAACUCCGGAACCUCAGCCGGACAUCAGUUUCGAGACGUGGCUGAAGGUGAUGGCGCUUACGAUGGAGUGCAAGCCGAACAGGAAAUUCGGCAAGGAUGAGGACGAGGAAUGCGCUGGGUUGGAGGAUGAAAAAAUGGUCAAUCCCAUGACGAUUCUCCUUCAACAACUCGGGGAUAGCGCCUGGGAACCGUUUGAGAUGCAGUAUUCGCGAUCCGGGCCACAUCUCGCGCGCAGGAUGGAGGCCACGAUCAAUAUGUAUGCUUCACUUUUUGCGCACAACACGUACAAGGGAUUCGGUACUUUCGAUGGUGAUUCGAAGAUGCCUUUGUUAGCCUGGAAGUCAGUGUCGUACACGAUUCACGCGAUAGAAUUUCUGCUGCGCGAUCAGGACAAACCGCUGCUGGGCGCUAUGACCUCCCGACAAAGCGACAGUGUCAAGAGCCUCGUGCGACUGUCGGCCCUUUUGGGCGCAAGUUUCUCAAACCGCGCGAACCUCUGGUCACAGCGCGAUCAAAUCAAAAUACACGCGGCGUGGUUGCUAACGAUGUUGAUCGAGGCACCGUCCACCGGACCUAGUAUUUUCGACAUUGAUCCGUUUGGAGUAUUGGUGCCGCUUCUUAAUUCGCUACCGAGCAUCUUUCACACGAAGGCUGACGAGGGUCCUCCGAAACCGCCGCCCAUCAUUACAGGUGACGUGUUUGAUUCGCACGUGCUCAAACUCGUGUUCCUAUGUCACAUAGCGAAAAUCCUGUACACAUCCGACUUCACCGACGCGAUGGAACUGGACAGUCACGAGACGGAGGACGACGACAACGAGGAGGAGAACGUUGAAAGCAAAAUGGACUUUGCCCUGUUCCACAUUCUGGGUGUGCACUACGACAAACAAAGAGCCAGCGAUGUAUGGCGACGGGUGGAGGCUGCCUGUCGACCCUUCCUCCGAUGUUGCGCUAUCUACUUUCAUUAUGUAACCGACGUACCACCACUGGUCGAAUUAACGCAGGUGCAAGGUGAUACUUACGAGAAACUCUGUCAGUACCUGGGACUGCCCGCUACAUGUGACGCUUUAAUCUACUCUCAUUUGGAGGUCACUCUGAAACUAAUGGCUGUGUGGCGAAGACACUCUACCGUCUGGAAUCAUAUGUCGGGCGAGAAAAAGGUGUCAAUUGUUAAGGAUCCGUUGAAGGUGAACAAACUGAUAGAGUUACCGGACGAUUACAGUGAGCUUAUCAACUCGAUAUCCCAGUUCACCUGUCCGAACAGCGAUCGAGAGGACUCGCGCAAUCCGACGAUGUGCCUAGUGUGCGGCGAGAUGCUAUGCUCACAAAGCUACUGCUGCCAGGUGGAGCUAAACAAGGCUCAAGUGGGCGCGUGUACGUUCCACGCGAACAAGUGCGGCUACGGGGUCGGUAUAUUUCUACGUGUACGUGAAUGCGAGAUUCUGUUCCUGCGCACGCCCAAUCGCGGCUCCUUCGUCUGCCCGCCCUAUCUCGACGAAUACGGCGAGACGGAUCAGGGUUUAAGACGCGGUAAUCCGUUGCAUCUCUGCCACGAGAAGUACCAGCGGCUGCACCAUAUAUGGCUCGGCCAUGGAAUCCACGAGUCCGUCACCCGUGCGUUCGAACAGUCCUCGAACAAUUUAAUGCCGACUCAAUGGCAGCAUCUAUAACUCUGUGGGAUUUUUUCCUACGAUGCUACAGAUCUGACCCUUAGAUAAAAAAAAAUAAAAAAUGUGAGAAAAGAUUUGAUUUUUACGCUUAAGCGAACGUAGCAGCCUAAGUAUUGAUUGUUGAUGGUCCAUGAUUCGAUUCGCGUUUGCAUUCGAAAUCGACGAAAUUAAUUUAUUCAGCGCGCGCGCAUUAAAACACGGCUUUGUAUAUUUAAAAAAGAAUAUUAGGUAUGUAUCGGUCCUUUUUCCCCCUGCAUCUCUUUGUUUCCCCUCGCGUUGCAGCAAUUUUUAGAGUUUACCAAUGUGGUUUUUAAACGUGGUUUUUAAAGUUUACAAAAUUUCUAUUUUUAGAUUGUUUUGAAGUUAACAAAACUUUUAUAUUCUCUGUUAUAUAAAUUAAUCUAACGGCUCUGUUCACGUAUUUAUUAACGAAAGUUGUUGCAUAGGUGUUUUAUUGCUUGUAGAUGCUAGUCCGCAACUAACGUGAUGCUCCUCCCAGUAUUUGACCAAGCAUCGUAGUUAAUUUUUUGUGAAAAAUCGGGGAGUUUUUCCGCGUGUAUAAACGACGGAGCCUGUACUCUACAUCACUCCGAAGACCUAGAACAAUGAGCGAAAGAGCGACUGCCAUUCAUCUAUGUCAUUUUGGUGUAAAACUCACUGGCCCUUGAUAUUCUUCGUUUGCAGAAUAGCAUGCUGUUACUAUAGUAACAUACGAAAAAAAAAAACGAACGUAAGUCUUACAAUUUUUAUAUUAAGGGGAUACUGGAGUCAUUUGUUCUACCAAUUGAACGCUAAUUAUUUUCGAAUACGCUUUGCUCUUAAUUGAUUUCAUAUAAUUGUAAAUCCUUCUCCAGAAUUAAAGUAUAGAGUGUAUAGAUAUAGACAAUAACAAAGGGUGGAUAAUUUCAUGCUAAAAACAAAAACAAAAUAGAAAAUUAUACUUUUGUGCAGUCGUCUCGUGACUUUAGUCUGCAGCACUAAGUUUUAAAGACUUUAUACGUACAAAAUAACUGUUAUGCAUCCUUGUCAUUACAGAAAAGAAUAAUCAUGUGUUUUCAGAAAUGAGCUAGAAGCUUUUGGUAUAAGUAAAUAAUGUAUCUAAACAUUUUAUAUGUAUGUGUAAGUGCGGAUUCGGAAGAAGUCGAUAAGUAGAGUAAUAUGAAAAAUAUUUUCGUUCUCGAUAUAAAAUCCAAUUCACAGAUUGAUAUUAAUAUGUAUACUUUAAUUCUGGAAAAAAUUUCCAAAUCUAUAAAAGAAAUAUAUACGAAAUAUAUACGAAAUUAAUGAUGUGCACGAAUGACUCUAUAUUAUCGAUCCCGAUCAAGUUUUAGAGGCAGUCCAGCAUCCCCUUAACUGUUGUGAAUUAUUCUAGGUCGACGAGUUUUCCUCUUUUUUUCUUCUCUGUUCUUAUCCCUACUUGAUUACAACAUUAAUUCGUGCGUAGACAGAACAUGGACAAGCAAAAGGUGAUCAGAAAAAAAUUCACGAUUAUCGAAUGGAGUAAUUUUUAAAGUAUCAGUGGUGUGUGAAAUAAAUAAUACCUAACGUAACGUUUGUUUCUCUCUCUCUCUCUCUCUCUCUCUCUCUCUCUCUCUCUCUCUCUCUCUAUCUAUCUAUCUAUCUAUCUAUCUGUCUAUCUUUAUCUCUCAUCGCUAGUCUCUUUUAGAUACUCCUGGAAGUAACGUUAACAAGUCACUCCAGGAAACUGAAGCUUUGGCGUCGUACUUGAUUCUUCAUUUAUUCAACUCAUACGAUUUAGCUGAUUCUUAUGUACACCUGUAAUCGAACAUAGAUAAUUUUAAAAAAUUUUUAUUAUUAUUAUAUUAGAGAAAGAAGUGUGUAAAUAUAUCGAGAUUGUAAGAAUU